This is a messenger RNA of Vitis riparia (riverbank grape), 1185 nucleotides long. Its product is annotated as putative disease resistance protein RGA3. Gene Ontology annotation, biological process: defense response to other organism. The transcript is spliced from 5 exons. Gene Ontology annotation, molecular function: ADP binding. The record is from RefSeq and is a predicted model, not a curated record. NCBI's taxonomy places the organism in Eukaryota, Viridiplantae, Streptophyta, Magnoliopsida, Vitales, Vitaceae. Bases 1 to 1185 code for a protein of 394 amino acids.
AUGGCGGCAAGUUCAUCAUCCUUCACCUCCUUGACAGUUAUUUCAACACCAAACCCCGAUGAAUUUCAUCCCGUCCAAUUUCGAAAUUUGUAUGAACAAGUAAGUACAAUUUUAGAUCGACUAGUGAGGAAAGGGGAAGGAUUUGAGGAAAUUGGAAUCGUGGGAAUUGGGGGCUCGGGUAAAACCACUCUCGCUCUAUUGGUUUUCACUCCACUCAUUCAGUGGUAUAACUGGGAUUACAGAAUUUGGAUAUGCUUAUUCCAGAAACUGAGUGGAGAUGUGGAGUUUAAGGAGAUGAUAAAAGACAUGUUGAAGCAAUGUGAGGCAGCAGCAGUGGUGGACUCUGGGGUAGAAGUAGGAGUAGAAGAGCUGUUGGAGAUUCUGGGGAAAGCUUUGAAGGGUAAAAGGUAUUUGAUGGUGUUGGACGGCAUCUGGGACAUCAACAUCGACUGGUAUUUCAAGUUGAAGGACAAGUUGAAGUCUGUGAAUGGUGAUGGAAAUGGUGAUGGGCAUGUCAUCAUUACAAGCCGACUCCCCCACAAAGCAAGAAUGAUGGUGGGCCCUCGCAAUUUGUAUCAGAUGCAACCUCCAUCAUCCAUGGAGCAAGCAUGGCGAUUCAAGUAUGGAAGCUUAUUGGAAUACCUGAAAGAAUAUAGGUUGAAAAUGAAGGACGAGGUUCUAGAGCAUUGCGAUGGCCUCCCAUUAGCAAUGCACACAUUGGCGGCGGCGAUUCACAAGCAGAUCCUGGGAACAGAGUACAAUUGGAAAAGAUUUGUUGGGAUAACAUUGAUCAAUUGCGAAGAUGAUGCAAGGUUGGGAAAUGAGUUGUUGUUAUCAUGUUGUAGCAUCUCAUACAAGGAUUAUAUAAUUGAUGUAUCAAAGGUUCCUCUUCAUCACAUAUUCAACAAAGUUAAUGAAUAUAUAAAAAGAUCGGGUUCAAAAAACACAAUAAUUGUUUGGAGUGGGGAUGCAAUGGCUAAUCAACUCAUGCAAUUAAUCACACAAGCAGUCAGAAAUGCGAAACCUGAUUCAAAUCCAUCAAUUCUCUUAUUGCCUUUGGGAUCUAAAGCUAAUAUUUCGUUUUCACUUGGAUGGGAGAAUCAACCACCUUCAACAUUACCUAAGGAUAUGCUUCAGUUUUUACGAGAGGUGAUCACUAAACCAGAAAAGGAUAUAGACAGGUAA